Exophiala oligosperma is the source of this 2412-nucleotide messenger RNA. RefSeq lists its product as uncharacterized. NCBI's taxonomy places the organism in Eukaryota, Fungi, Ascomycota, Eurotiomycetes, Chaetothyriales, Herpotrichiellaceae. Gene Ontology annotation, cellular component: plasma membrane. The record is from RefSeq and is a predicted model, not a curated record. The transcript has 2 exons. The coding region runs from base 1 to 2412 and encodes 803 amino acids. Gene Ontology annotation, molecular function: calcium-activated cation channel activity.
AUGUCGCUGCAUGCUCUGAAGGAUGCUUCCUGGAAUGACCAAUUCAAGGACGUCAACCAGCGCAACAUCAAGGUUCAGAUCUUCAUUUCCGUAGGCCUGGGCUUGAGCGCAUUUCUCUCCUUCUGUGUGCUCCGUCCGAAAUGGACCAGUCUGUAUCAUGCCCGCAAAAAGCAGUCCGAUGCUGCCUCUCGUCUACCGGACUUGCCGAAGACGCUGUUUGGAUGGAUUCCUGUCCUGUACAAGAUCUCUCAAGAAGAGGUUCUCGCUUCGGCUGGUCUUGAUGCCUACGCCUUUCUGUCUUUCUUCCGCUAUGCUAUCAAAUACCUGUCUGUCACGCUCUUUUUCUCCCUCAGUGUCAUCCUCCCAGUCAAUUACCAAUUCACGGGUCAACCACUCUUCCCCAAUCCGAUUAAUGGGACCGAACCGGACAAUGGGAUCGAUUCGGUGUUUGAAAUAGACCCUAAGAAACCCAAGAAGGGUGUCAUUGAAAAGGACAAUAGUUAUCUCUGGAUGUAUACUGUAUUCGUCUACUUUUUCAGCUCUGUCGCCAUAUACCUUUUGAUCCAAGAGACGAAGAAUAUCAUUCGCAUCCGGCAAGCAUACCUAGGCACACAAGCUACGAUCACCGACAGAACGCUCCGCUUGUCAGGCAUCCCAUCGGAGAUGCGUUCAGAAGACGCUAUCAAGUAUUUCGUUGAGGAUUUAGGCAUUGGCAAAGUGGACAGUGUCAUGCUGUGUCGCAACUGGCAGACUUUGGAUGACCUUAUGUCUCGGAGAAUGAGAUGUUUGCGUAAACUCGAGGAGUCAUGGACAGUAUAUCUUGGACAUCACCACUCUUUACGGCAUUCGCGGGUUCGACAUCAACAGCGUGAUCGUUCAGGUGAUGCCGAAGAAUAUGGUGCUCUGCUGUCUAGGUCCGAAAUGGAGCAUGCCCAUGUCAUGCCCGCUGAUCGACCACGUCCGACUGUCAGUCUGAGAUAUGGGCCACUGAACAUGUAUAGGAAGAAGAUCGACUCAAUCGACCAUUAUGAGGAGAAGCUACGCAUGCUAGAUGAAAGGAUACAUGCGUUGAGGACGGCAGAUUUCAAGCCAACGCCGCUUGCUUUUGUCACUAUGGAAUCAACCGCGGCUUGCCAGAUGGCUAUUCAGGCAAUUCUGGACCCAAAACCUGGACAGCUUCUUGCAAGCCCGGCUCCGCCCCCAGCAGACGUCGUCUGGAAGAACACAUAUCUCUCCCGCAAUCACCGCAUGAUUCGGUCCUGGGCUAUCAUGAUCUUCAUUGGACUACUCACAAUUUUCUGGGCCGCUGCUGUUGCGCCCUUAGCUGGUUUGCUCAGUAUUGAAGUCAUUGAUAAAGUACUGCCUGGACUUGCAGCGGCUUUGGAAGAGCACGAGAUUAUACGAUCACUGGUCCAAACUGGUCUGCCGACGUUGCUUUUCUCUCUCCUUGCCUUGGCCGUGCCAUAUCUGUACGAUUGGCUAUCCAAUCAGCAAGGCAUGACCUCACAAGGGGAUGUUGAGUUAUCAGUCAUCUCCAAGAACUUCUUCUUCACCUUCUUCAACCUGUUCAUUGUCUUCACAAUCUGGGGUUCGGCCACCAACUUUUACGAGUUUUGGCAGGGUCUGCGAGACAUUUUGCGCGACACGGCGGGAAUAGCAUACGCCGUUGCCAAAGCCCUUGAACAAUUGUCACCAUUCUAUGUCAACCUGAUCAUCCUUCAAGGCCUAGGACUUUUUCCUUUCAGGCUCCUAGAAGUCGGCUCGGUCGCCUUGUAUCCAUUCUAUCUUAUCGGCGCAAAGACCCCCCGCGACUACGCCGAACUAGCCAGACCGCCCAUCUUCAGUUAUGGUUUCUACUUGCCACAAACGAUGUUGAUAUUCAUCAUUUGCAUUGUCUAUAGCGUUUUACCUUCUUCCUGGUUGAUAACCUUGUUCGGGCUGGUUUAUUUUUGCAUCGGUGGCUUCAUUCACAAGUACCAGCUGCUGUACGCAAUGGAACAUCGGCAACAUUCGACCGGCCAGGCGUGGCCAAUGAUAUGCAAUCGCAUCAUUACCGGCCUGGUACUCUUUCAACUUGCAAUGACUGCAACUUUGGCGCUCCGAGGCGCACUGACUGCCUCGUUGGUUUUAGCACCUAUACUAGUCAUCACUAUCUGGUUUACGGUGUAUUUCCAGCGCACCUAUGUCCCAUUGAUGAAGUUCAUUGCACUCCGAAGCAUUGACCGACAAAGUUUCCUUGAUCUUCCAACGCCUUCAGAAACUCCAUGGGAUAGAGACACCGACUAUGGCCGGACUGUCGACACAGAUCCUAAUACUGGCCUCCGUUAUAUUAAUCCACACUUGGUCCAACCCCUGGAGACUCUGUGGAUCCGCAAGCCUGGCCAUGGUCGUCCCCAAUCGGAUCAAGUCUGA